Strongylocentrotus purpuratus (purple sea urchin) is the source of this 6047-nucleotide messenger RNA. RefSeq names its product zinc finger E-box-binding homeobox 2. The transcript has 5 exons. The record is from RefSeq and is a predicted model, not a curated record. Gene Ontology annotation, molecular function: RNA polymerase II cis-regulatory region sequence-specific DNA binding; DNA-binding transcription factor activity, RNA polymerase II-specific. Lineage: Eukaryota; Metazoa; Echinodermata; Echinoidea; Camarodonta; Strongylocentrotidae. The coding region runs from base 228 to 4016 and encodes 1262 amino acids. Gene Ontology annotation, biological process: anatomical structure development; regulation of transcription by RNA polymerase II.
AGUGUGCUAGCAGCAAGCUUCGCGAUCGGUGAUAAGGGCCGAUAACCUCCCACAACUUGCCUGGUAUACCAUACCGUCUAUACCUAAGCUUCUAUACCUCGCUAUCUGGCCUUUAUGUGAUUUUUAACUCUUGGUGAUUCCUAGGCCCCGCAGAAUCUCUGAUAUUUGGGACUGUGGGAUUCUGCCUUCUUCUGCCGACUGGCUUGUGUUUUGGAACAUACCUACGUAUGGGAGCUACUAUGGCAGAUUCCGCUAUAAUCAGGUGCAAGCGGAGAAAACAAGCGAAUCCUCAAAGAAAAAAUGUUGACAUUGAUGGAAACCCCAAAGGCAUGACGCAAGCGAUCCUGGCAGAUGGUAAUGACCCCAUAUCUCCCAGCCCGGAGAAUGGUUACCAUAGCAACAGCUCCACCAUCGAGGACAGCGAUGGAGAUGACAAGGGAAGCUUCAUGGGCGACGAAGAGGACGACGACGAGGUCGAGAUGGACAAGAGUACGAGCGAUGGAGACAAGGAUGAUGGGGUGGAUGACUUAGAACCAGAUAAAGAGUUCCACCGGAAGAAUGGAAUGCAUCAUCUCCAUCCCCAUCCCCCUCCUCACCCUCAUCACCCUCAUCAGUUCAGGAAUGGAGAGAUGGGAGGAGACGGUGGUGUCAUCAACCUGGAGGAUUACAUGAACCGCAGCGACACUGCAAUCAUCUAUCCUGAACCUGUAGAAGACAUGGACGGAGUCAAUGGCGAUACAGAUGACCCUGAUACUCCUGAAGGAAAUGACAACGAAACUGAAAUCGAGGGCGAGCUUGGAAAACCUGAAGACUGUCCUUACUGUGAUCGCUCAUAUAAGCGGCUCACCUCCCUGAAAGAGCAUAUCAAAUACCGACACGAGAAGACAUUCAACAACUUUUCUUGCCCAGAAUGCAACUACUGCUUUGCCUACAAGUCCCAGCUCGAGCGUCAUAUGGCCACGCAUAUGCCAGGGCGCAACCAAAUCUGCGACAUCUGCAAUAAGGCCUUUGUGAACAUUUACAGACUGCAGCGUCACAUGUUGACGCACACAUCUGGGAAUCGCAAGUUUAAGUGCGGGGAGUGUGGAAAGGCUUUCAAGUACAAGCAUCAUCUCAAGGAGCACUUGCGUAUUCACAGCGGAGAGAAACCUUACGAAUGUCCAACUUGCCUAAAACGCUUCUCGCAUUCUGGAUCCUACAGCUCUCACAUAAGCAGCAAAAAGUGCUCACCUGUGAAGGAACAACCUCCAGCCCUCACCAGGAUCACCGGUGUUCCUCCAGUCAAAGUAAUCAAUAGCCUUCCCUCGCCAGUUUUGCAAUCUCCUCUUAGUGACAUAGACACUAGUGAAUCUCUACCUUUAACUGAGCCAAAGAAGAGUGCCCCAGCUUACAUGACUCCUCUUCACAUCAAGAUUCCCAAUGUUGACGGUUCCGUUCAGGGUCACCCGAGCAACGAAACACUGGAGAACGGAAGCACGUCUCCUUUAACAAGUCCUGCAAGUGAUGCUGUGAAGAAGGUUCUACAAAUUGUAGCAUCUACUGUGUGCAAGCAACAGAAGGACGGGCAGAAAACAGACAUCUCAAAACUAAAGAAAACAAAGACAACAAGUGACACAGCCCCAGUUGUCGCAAGUCCGUUUGAAAUCAGACCAUUCAAACUUGAAAAAAUGGCAGCUGUUACUCCCUUGCCAAAGGCAACACCACCACCACCACCAUCUGAAAAGACACCCGAAAAGACACCUGAAGAAUCAGAAAAGUCCAAAACAUUCUUAAAUGGAAAUGGUGUGCAUCAAGAGAAGAAAAGUUAUAACAUUGUGGACUACACUCUAAAGAAAGUGCAUGAAGCUCAAGCUAUUAAUCGCUGUUUGGAAACACGUUUUCCUUCUCAGAUUAACCUAAAUCCAGACAGAACAGGAUGCAAGUAUUGUGGACGAGAGUUCCAUAGUCCCAUCGAUCUUCAUCAGCACGAGCGUUAUCUCUGCGACCUCAAUGAGGAUGUGCUCAAGAUGAAGCUCUUUAAUGGCAAUCCACAGCCCCAGCAAAGCAUUGGAAAUUUCACAUUAGAUCGAUAUUACGAGAUGCAGCAAGAGUUCUUAGCCCAACACAAAAACGAGAGUGAUAACCAUGACAUAGAUGACAAGAGUGAUGAGGAGGAUGAAAAUCCAAAGCAGAUGUUGACGUCACCAAGAGAGAGUGAACAGCACCUGUCUCCAAAAGCCAGCCCCAAUUCAGGAAGUCAGCUACCCCCUAACAAUGCUGAAAGCCCUGAACCAGAGGCUAACAAGACAACUGAUAUAUCUAAGUUACUUGAGACCAUUUCCAAGGCCCAAGAACAGGCCCUGCGUGCAUUCUAUGCCAUGCAAGCUAAGCCCUCGGAGGACGGCAUUGAAAAAAUUUCAGUAGCACUCAAUUUGCCUAUGCAGCUAGUCAACAAGUGGUUCCAGCGCACACGUAAGCUCGAGGAGGAGGGGACGGAUCCAUCGCUUAAGAGCUUGAGCUUAAUGAGGCAAUCCCCAGUUGUGACAGUUGUUCCACCCACACGACGACGCAUCAAAGAACACACAGGAGCUCAAGCUAUCGAUAGCAAGGAGACUUGUGUCAAAUCCCCGGCGGAGAACUGCGAUUUGGAAACGGCUUCAGUCAGCAGCAGCAGCGCUGAGAGAGUGGGUGAUGCCGAUAGCCUCCCUCCUUCCCCAUGCAGCAGUAUUAAUUCCCUACCUAAAAGUUCCAUCAGAUACACCUUUCACAAAGAAAAAAGCAUGGAUGUCAGCCCAGCAGGUCGUGAGACUGAAUCCAGAGUACGUGAGCGAUUAGAGCCCAUGGAUAGAGAUAGUCGAUCCCCUGCGAGAUCUCUGACACCAGCCAAGGAAACAAGAGACUCUUCUCCUCUCGAUCUUUCUCUGCCAAAGAGGAAAGCAACACCUCCACCUUCUUUGAGCAGGUCUUCCAUCCCACCCAAACUGGUUUACGGCUACAACUACUCUGCACUCUAUUCUGCCGCUGCAGCCGCUGCUGCCAAUGGAUACCUUCUUCCUCCUGCAUAUGCGCCAUCUGAGCCACUCCCUUCCAGCCUCUAUGAGAACAGCAUCAAAGCCCACAAGAGCAGGACUAGCCCAAGCCCUGGCAAGACGACCACACCCUCCUCCACAGCUACUACCAACACCUCAUCAGCAUCAGAUGCGAGCAUCCUCCUCAAACGUUCCUACCCCGAGCCCCUCUAUGCUUACCUCCCCACCAUGGGUGGCUAUGCUGCCAAGAGGAUGAGGUUUGCUGAUGGAGUAGAUUACCCUGUGGCUCCUCCACCGAUGUAUGGCUCUCAUCUUCAGGUACCAGAUGUCUACAGUGCCCUGGCUAAGACUGGUUUCAUGCCCAGUACCAUGGCUCAUCUGGGCGCUGCGUAUGGACCAACCAAUCCUUUCUUGCCUGCAAUGCUCAACGGGGGUGGUCUCCAUCCAAACCAUGCAGGAGCUGACAAUUUAUCUGACAUUGCAUCGGAAGACUCGCUGAGCGACAUCGGCAUCGGACCUGGAAGACGGAGGAGAUCGGACAAGCCAUCCAGGACCUCCUCAGGACAGUACGCAUGUUCGCAGUGCCCCAAGACCUUCCAGAAACACAGUUCAUUGCUUCGACAUGUCUACGAGCACUCAGGCAAGCGCCCUCACCAGUGCAAGGAAUGUGGCAAAGCUUUCAAGCACAAGCAUCACCUGAUGGAGCACUCUCGCCUCCACUCCGGAGAGAAACCCUACCAGUGUGACCGAUGCCUCAAGAAGUUCUCACACUCAGGCUCUUACAGUCAGCAUAUGAAUCAUCGCUACAGCUACUGCAGGCGUGACGCCAUGGGCGCCGCCGGUGGACCUCACCUGGAUGGUGCGGAGAAAGAGAUGCUGGGCGAUAGCAAGGAAUCGAUGAUGAUGGAUCAUCACCACCAGGGUGGCGGAGACGAGAUGGAGAUUGGAUUGGAGAGUACAGGUGCUAUGAUUAGGAGGAUGGAAGAGAAGCAGAUCGCUGGGGUCUAAGAUGAAACUCGAAAGGCAACGAAGAAGAUGAUUGAUGAUUGAUAAUGAUCCGGAGAGAUCCAAGUAUUCUUUCAAUUUAAAAGGAUUCAGGGGUGUCAUUCUAAUAGUUUGUGGAAUGUUUGAACUUGAAGGUACUUCAGAUUGUAUGUUAUUGAUUUAUAUUCAUUAACAUUUGUGUUAUGGUGAAGUUGUCUGAAAACCUCAUCGGAACUUGAUGGAGUUGUGAUAGUUAUGCUUGUUUGCACCUGUUCCCAAAUUGACAUAUUGGCGAGAAAAAAAACACACAAAAUUCUGGCUAUAUGCCUCAUUUCCCUUCAGGUAAAAAGCUGAUGAAACGUUUUAAGACCUACCAUGUGAUGAUGUGAUUGGAGGGGUAUUAUUGUAAAAGUUGAAAUAUUUAAAGAAGAGUUAAAUGCAAUAUGUGUAUUUUCACUGAGACAGCCAAGGUGUCUAGUAAACUUGUGUGUUUUCAUUAUUUUGUCUUCGAAAAAAUAAAUAGAAUAAUUACAGUAUCUAUUUUGAAAGACGAUAAAACAUAUUUUUUGAUAAAUGAAGAGAAGGAAUAAGAAGUCAAACUUCUUGUGGAAAAGCAUGUAAUUUGAAUAAAUCUUUAACAAUUGAAGUAUUUGAACAAAACUUUAGGGAUAUAUUUAUAGAUGAAAGGAUAAGGAAAAUAAAAGAAUAAUACGAGCUUGAUUGUGAAGAGGGGGCAAGAUGGAGUACAUAUGUGAAGUAUAUAUAUAUGUUGACAAUUUAUGUACUACUCUUGCUUUGCUUCUACGUGAUGUAUAUAUGAUCAGUACAAUGAUAGAUAGAUAGAGACUUGGAUAUUUUUGCAAUUUGAGCAGUUAUUUAAAUAAUGAGAAACGACUCGGUGAUUCACAAAUCCACCUUUCACAUCUUCUUCCACACUUUCACCAAUAUCUGAAUUAUACAAACGAAUCACCGAACUUUAAUGGUCGUACUUGAUGAGUACUGUAGUGUGUUUCUUUGAGAGGUUGCUAUGAAAGUACAUGGCAUAGAAGUUUUUUUUUUUUAAUGUCUACCAGUAUUUUUUUUGUACUGAAAAUAAGUUUGUCAGAUAAUCAAGGUGUAGGGUCCUAUACCUACACCAUCAUUGUGCAAUCUUCGAAAUCUGACAGAUAAAUUGCUGUGGGCCCUAGCUGUUUUACCUACGCAAAAUAUAUUCUCUUGGAUGGGAAUGGAUAUUACAUGGACAACUGAAACGCAUAUUUCGAUAUUUUUUGUCUUCACAGUUUGAGUUGAAUGAUCAUGUCUUCUUAAAAAUGCCAUUAAAGAAUUUUUCUCUUAAAUUCUAAUUUCAAUUUUAUUUUAUGAUCCCUCUAAGAAACAUAAAUUGUUGUCUAGUUCACUUUUAUCUGUCUUUUUUUUUCUCUUUCUCUCGCUCUCUCUCUCUCUCACUUUCUCUCUUUCUCCCCACCAAUCUCCUCAUCAUCAGUAUUUGUUAAGGAUUAACAAUUUAGAAAUACAUUUGUUUUGGUACCUUCCAUGGAACACUUGGCUAGGGUGAUCCCCCCCCCCCCCAGUCACAUCUUUGUGACACAUAGGACCUUGUGAGAUUAUUGUUAAUUCGUAGUUCAUGUUACUUUCAGUGUUUUGUCUUGUGUUGUUUUUGUUUCACUGUAAGAAUAGUUCAGUAUUUGGGUAUAUAGGUUGUAGAUUUUGUUUCUAUUUUCACAGGGGAAGAAUCUUAAACAAAAUACUUCAUAUCUUCCAUGCAUGACUAUUUCUUAUUUUUUGAAUUAUUUUCUGUGGUCCUUUUUCUGUAAAUUCGUAUUUCAAAGUUGCCACUGGGUAUAUUGGGUAAUGAUGUACAUGAAGUUGUGUAUAAACUUAUUUAUUCUUGUUGAUGUGUAACUAUUUAUUCAAAAAACAUGUAAGAUAUUUGUUCAAGAAACAAAAAAGAGUGGGCCUCUGAUUUUCUUUUUUCUAUAGGUGGUCCAGCCUAUUUAUGUAUUGUAGCAAUGUUGCUAUUUUGAAACAAAAUAAAGUCACGAAAAUGUACCUUUA